CAGCCACGCCGUGCGUACACUGCUACACGUAGAGUGCCGUAGGUAAUAGUCACGAAACAUGUGCGUAAUUGUAUCCGUUGAACUUUUGAGUUGUGCGGGUUUUUUUGGAUUACGGUUCCCGAAGAAUUUGGACGCCGUUUUGCGCCACUGAAGCGCUGCUUUUGCGCCGAGUGACCGAGGAAGGUUUACCCCCUAGGACAGAGCGCGUUCCGCGUUCACAAAGGCGAUCCCGUGGGAAAAUCCCAAGAGCCUCUUUAAAGAUGCGAAAAGAAAAAGGAGCCUCUCGUCUUUUCAUUUCGUUCAUGGCGCUGGCUGUGCUGUGUGAGAGCAGGGUGGUGAAAGUGCCCACUGGUCCACUGGUGCGUGUCGAGGGCCAGACUGUGUCGAUUCGUUGUGAUGUGUCGGAGUAUGAGGGGCCGCCUGAACAGGACUUUGAAUGGACACUGGUGCAGGAAAGGGAAAUCAAUCUCGUCUCCACUUUCGAUCAGAUGUUCACAGAUGCAUCGAUGAAAGACCGGGUGAACAGUGGUGAUAUUGGUAUUACAAAACUGGCAAAUAAUGCAGUAGAGCUGACAAUUAAAAAGGCCAGGGCAUCAGACAGCGCCACCUAUCGAUGCAGCACACCCAGCACCGAUUCGGUCAUCCAAGGGAACUACUUUGCCGAGGUGGAACUUAAAGUUAUUGGUGACUCUUUAAAAGUGACUCCAGCGAUUUCUCAGCCGACAGUCUCGGAAGGCGAGUCAGUGAAUCUGCAGUGCAACAUCAAACGGUCCUUCUCAGCAUACACUUCCCUGUCUGUCACUUGGUCUAUUAGAAAAGGGGCUGCACCAUUGGAAGAGCUCUUGACAUUUGGACCAGAUGAUCAAAUGAAGUUGGGACAAAACUUUGCCCAGCGUUAUGCAGAUGGUGAACUUAUCUUGGGGCUCUCUGGCGGUGGCAAUUAUGGCUUGAAUCUGAAGGGUCUAAAACCAAUGGAUCAGGGUGCGUAUGUAUGUACAGGCAGAGAGUGGACAAGGCAGCCCAGGGGAGAGAAGGGCUGGCAGAAAAUUCUAGAAAGGAGUGAAGAAAUGGGGAAUGUUUCAGUCACACCCUUAGCCCAGUCCUUGGUGGUUACUCUGGAGAACAAUGCUACACUCAGCGUAAAGGACACUCUGAACCUGACCUGCUCAGUAGCUGCUAAAGGCUUGCUUUCUCUGGGCAUGGAGGUGGUAUGGCUGGUUAAGGGAUUUACCGACUCGGACAACCAGCGAGUGCUGCUCCAUGUUGGACGUGAUGGCCAAGUGCUGAGUGGGUCUGAGCUUGUGGGCAUGAGUCGGAUUCAGCCAGGCACCUUCAGGCUUCUCUUACCCAAUUUGCAGCCCUCAGACUCCGGCUUGUACUUGUGCCAAGUGAAAUUCUGGUUGCCUCAGGGCACUGGGGGAUGGUAUAAGGCCGCUGAGAAAACCUCUGAUCCUAUCCAAGUCCGGGUAACACAGCUUGAACCAGAUUUUAAGGUGGGUCUCACAGCCUCUAAGAUCCCCCAGUUCACAGAUGACCCCACUGAGCUGCUCUGUGAGGUGACUGACCUACUGAACAUGCAGGAUGGGCGACUGGCUGUCACCUGGUCCUAUGCUAAUAUGCCAGAAGACACAUCUCAAACUGUUACCACUAUCGCGUCCAGUGAUUAUCAAGGGGUACUAGUGCCAGGAGACUUGUAUCAGCAGCGGCUGGUUAAUGGACUUAUAGCAGUGACUCGCAGCAGUCUGAGCACCUUCAGCCUGCAACUGCUGCACAUUCAGGAUAAGGACAAGGGCUUUUACUCCUGCAGUGUGGCUGCCUGGACCCGUGGCCACCAGGGAGAUUGGAACAAGGCCAAAGAGCUCAAGUCCAUUCCAGUCGAAGUCCAGUGGUCCUCAAAGACACCAGUGCUCAGUGUGACAGCUGCUCAAGCAAGAGGUGCCAUGACAGGCGGCUCCACAUUUGAAAUGAGAUGCCAGGUGACUGGCCACAACAUACAAAACCCCAGCUAUUCGGUGCUCAUUCGCUACCAAGAGACGGAGAGUGGAAAGUCACGGAAAGUUCUGUCGCUGAGUGCUGACUCCAUACUGCAGCUGGAGGAAGGAAUUGUGCCCAGCCGUGCUGAUAGCGUAGCUCUAGAUAAGACUCGCCCAUUAGAGUAUAGCUUCCGUCUGUAUGGGGCUCGAGUCUCUGACCGAGGCUUCUACUACUGUGAUGUGACAGCCUGGACACGUGAUCAGAGCAACACAUGGAACAGAGGAGUCAGUGCUGAAUCCCAAAAAAUACAGCUUGCCUUUGCUGACACAGGUCCAGUAUUUAAUGUGUCUACUUAUUCGGACAGUACUCAGGUGUUGCCUGGGGAAACAGUCAAACUUAAGUGCAUCAUGUCUGUACAAGGGGCCACAUCUAACACAGGUGAGGUGGCAUAUGACGUUGAAUGGUUCCAGAGUCCAGUACAGGCGAUGGAGAAUGGUGAUGUUUCCCUGAUCAGCAUGGAUCACUGGGGAGUGGUAAAGAAGAGCAGAGAAAAUGGGAGCUCGCAGUAUAGUAUAGAGCGCACAAACAGGGACACGUUUGUGCUCACUGUUCACCACAUUCAGGACAGGGACAUGGGCUCAUACUACUGCACAGCCAAGCUCUGGCAUUUCUCUCCUGACACUCGACUUUGGAAUGAGGGGCAGACACUCACCUCUGCCCCAGCCUUUCUUGCCAUCAACCUAGCAUUGUGGGACUCCAUGAAGAGCCCAGUAUUAUAUGGCCUUGGAGCAGCUCUAGUUGUUGCUCUACUGUCCAUUGUUCUUGGAUUUAUCACUUCCCGCUGCUGCUUCUCCAGAAACCCGAUGCACACACCACGCAGCAAGCUCAUGGAGAUGGAGAUGGACUGAUCCGCAUGACCCAAACCAGUCCUCGUUCUUCUAAUGUGAACUCUUUUUACUUUAACCCACUUCGAGAUAGCAUGGCUGCUAAUGUUCUUAUAAAUUGUAUUGAGCCACAAGUAUUCAAAUAUGUGUGAGUGCACUGUUUCAAGGGAGAAAAGGAGAGUCUUUACUACGUACGUGCACUGAGGAGGAUGUGGUCGCUCCAGUGAGACGCACUUGCCAUAACUCAGGAUUAUCUUGCUGAUGGUGGCCCCAUCCACCUUAAUGACUGUUCUCAACAGCUGUCCUGGGUUUCAAUGUUUUGGGAAGCAUUUCAUCAGGAAUAACAUCUUUAUCUCCCUAAAGGCAUAGAACUGCACUGUGGUGCAUCAGCUAUCAGAGCUACAUAACGAGGAGCAGAUUUUUAUUCCUGUAUGAAGAGCUCUUGUAAAAGAGCUGCUGCUGCUGCACAAGACACAUGGAACAAGUAGGAAAGCAUAAUCUAGAUUCUGCUUUCAUUCUCCCUUCAUUGCUCCAUGCCCAUUUCAGAUUCAGCCCCUGUCAUGACAGCAGCCAUGCAUAUCCUGCAUCUAACCAGCCUGCCUGUCAGUCAGAGUAGAGUCCUGCUGUUCAGAAGAGUGUUAUUCAGGAAUCCAGCUGACCAUCACUAAUGGCCGGGGGCAUCGUUUCCUGAUCUGCUUCCACAAUGCACCCCUCUUUCUUUUGCACACACUGCAAUCUAUUAGGGUAUGGUUGGCUACAAGCUAGACCCCAUUGUCCUAAUGAUCAGUUACUUGAACUGGGCACUAUGCGGGAGAAAGUGUGUCCUCCUUGUAUACAACAUGCUGGCCUUUCAAAAAACCCUGAUAAAUAAUGUUCCACUUCAUGCUCACAAAUGCUCUCUUUCCUCAAUAUAAUGCUUACAUACUAAUGCAGUCAUUUACUAAUUUUAAAAUGCAUUAUUUCCCCCCUACCCUAGAAAAUAGAACAGCUGCACUGUCAUUGCCCUGAAACUGCACUCAACCGCUCUUGUCCUCGUCUGCUUUGAAAGCAACAGCUGUUGUCCAGCAGUCUUCUAUUAUGUGACUGAGAAUCCAUCUACAGUAUGAGCUUGGCUGUAUUGAUUUAAAGUAGGAUUAUGUACUUGUUGGUAAAGAAUUCUUUAGGAUGAAGCUGACCCAGAACAUACAAAUAUUCUGCACUGUACUGCUGCAUGAUGGGACUUUUUUCCUAAGAUCACUUUUAAGAUUUGAUGUUUUAUUGCUGUUUUAAUUAGUAUUUUGGGGAAUGUUUUAAAACAUUUAAGUUUGAAAUCGAUUCUCAACCUAGUGCAUCUUUUCUGCACUCACGUUUCUGACUUUUAAUGAAAUGGAUUUUUAAACAAGGAUUAAUACAUAAAACAGGAUACAAUUCCUCAAAAUUUAUACCAGAAUAAAGGUUUUCAAUAACCAAAA
Messenger RNA from Silurus meridionalis, 4309 nucleotides. Its product is annotated as prostaglandin F2 receptor negative regulator-like. The coding region runs from base 261 to 2882 and encodes 873 amino acids. Lineage: Eukaryota; Metazoa; Chordata; Actinopteri; Siluriformes; Siluridae. The record is from RefSeq and is a predicted model, not a curated record. The transcript has 9 exons.